ACCAUACUUACGCUGAGAGAGAGCUCACUUUUUGAGACAUCUUGCCUACAAAAACGACACGCUCUUUAUAAGACUGAAUACACGAUGGAUCUACCGCCUCUCUCCCAAGAACAGCUCUCGUUGAUCCUAUCAUCCGCUGCGACGCCGUCCAAGCUCUAUGACACACUAUCGCAGUAUGAGGGCCAAGUUCUUCUUUUGGCAGACAGCAACGGGGAUCCGGAACUAUUAAGCUUAUUCUAUUCCUUCUUUUUAUUUUCGCACCUUCUCAUUGAAGAACUUUCCGAAGCCCGCAUGUUGACGAAGCGAAUUCCACAGAACCUAGUCGCGAAUAACUCUCUACUGCAGAAUUGCACGAUCCUCCUGCGCGCGGUCUGGCAGAAAAGCCACGAUCAUAUUUACCGGUACCUCAGGGGAUUGCCGUGGCCAGAGCCACUCCAGCCGUUAGUGCAAAGAUAUGAGGCGUAUUUCCAAAACAAGACCUUAGAAGAACUCAGCUACACUUACGAGGCGAUCAGACCUGAAACGGCAGCAAGUUAUCUUGGGCUCGAUUCCGUCGCUGCACAGCAGGGCAAUUCCGACAUAAUCCAGAAGUUCACGGACUGCGGGUGGAAAUGGGAUGGGGAGGCUAAGCUGCUACAUCCGAAACCAAUUGCUCUAGCUCAUGGUCCAGAUGAUCGUCAAGUCAAAGGAUUACGUGAGGUCAUGGCGCUCCUGGGAAAGAGUUGA
Molecule: messenger RNA, 726 nt
Organism: Aspergillus glaucus CBS 516.65
Lineage: Eukaryota; Fungi; Ascomycota; Eurotiomycetes; Eurotiales; Aspergillaceae
Product: CSN8/PSMD8/EIF3K family protein
Exons: 3
Coding region: 85-726 (213 amino acids)
Biological process (GO): COP9 signalosome assembly; protein deneddylation
Cellular component (GO): COP9 signalosome
Source: RefSeq, a predicted model, not a curated record